This is a messenger RNA of Cyprinus carpio (common carp), 1331 nucleotides long. RefSeq names its product COMM domain-containing protein 4-like. The record is from RefSeq and is a predicted model, not a curated record. The coding region runs from base 244 to 843 and encodes 199 amino acids. Lineage: Eukaryota; Metazoa; Chordata; Actinopteri; Cypriniformes; Cyprinidae. The transcript has 9 exons.
GCAAUGGCCAAUCAGAGGUGUUCAGAUGAGUCAUCGCUAACAUGCAGGUGGUGUUUUCUUCACGCGCACAGACUGAACACCUCUUUCUGGCUAAUUCUCUUGUUAGAAACAACAAGCAGCAGAUGUGUGUAUGAUAUCUCCAGUCCAGUAGGUGGACCGUAAGUGUGGCGCUGGUACGUACCACGAGAAGAAGAAGAAGAAGAAGAAGAAGAAGAGCAGCUGACUGACUGAAUAUAUGUCAAAAUGAGGUUCCGCUUUUGUGGAGACCUCGACUGUCCUGACUGGGUCCUUGCAGAAAUGAGCACCUUAGCUAGAAUGUCGAGCGUCAAGAUGAAACUUCUGUGCGUGCAAGUCAUUAAAGAUCUGCUCGAUGAAGGCAUCGAUUAUGACAAAGUUUCAAAACUAACCUCAGAUGCAAAGUUUGAAAGUGGAGACAUUAAAGCCAGUAUAGCAGUGCUGAGUUUCAUUCUGUCCAGUGCUGCUAAGCAUGACGUGGACAGUGACUCUCUCUCCAGUGAACUUCAGCAGCUUGGCCUCCCUAAAGAGCACACCACCGGAUUGUGUAAAUCAUAUGAGGAUAAACACAGCGCUCUACAGGAAAAGCUGAGGGAGAUCAGUUUGCGCUUGGGUCGUCUGGAAGCAGUGAACUGGCGGGUCGAUUACACCUUGAGCUCCAGUGAACUGAAGCAAGUGAAUGAACCCACAGUCCAGCUCAAACUUCAGGCUCAGGACCCCGAGACAGACUCCACACAGACCACUGUAGUCUCCAUCACUGCUGACAAGUUCAGAGUACUGCUAACAGAACUCAAACAAGCACAGACUAUGAUGAAUGCACUACAGUGAACCAGUCAGCAUUUGUUGAAUAAUAUUGCUGAACUGUGCACAGAAUCUGUUUGUGUUUAUAAACUGUGCUUCUAAAAAAAAAAAAAAAACUAACAAUAUGCAUUUUGUAAGCCCUUCAUAUGAUUAGGCAAAAUGUUGACUAAUGUUGCUCAAAUUGAGCAACCGACUUUUUGGACCAAAAGUCACUAUAAGUGGAAUUUGUCAUCCAAGAUAAACUGCUCUUAGUGAUUCACCUCACCUCAUGUAUUUGUCUUAAAAAUGUUAAUAUCAUGUGAAUUUUGAAGAUGUUUUUUUUUACCUCUUGAACUUGAGUAUAUCUAUUCAGACCAGUUGGAAAACUUCAGUCUUGGAAAUACGCUGGUUUCCUCAGGGGGGAAACUGUAUAUUAACUAUUUCAAUUGAGAGUUUGGUUUAAAGUAAAUAUUCAGACUGUACACGGGUUCCCAGAGUAAGAAAAAAAACCUAGAAAUAAACUACAACUCCCAUGA